Daldinia decipiens is the source of this 1243-nucleotide messenger RNA. RefSeq lists its product as uncharacterized. The transcript is spliced from 3 exons. The coding region runs from base 114 to 932 and encodes 272 amino acids. The record is from RefSeq and is a predicted model, not a curated record. NCBI's taxonomy places the organism in Eukaryota, Fungi, Ascomycota, Sordariomycetes, Xylariales, Hypoxylaceae.
CUUUGAAUUUACUUGUUUCCACAUCGACUUCCUCCUAUAGCCGAACACUUCGAAAUAAGCCGCUCGUUCUAGUUUAUCAUCACGUUCGUUCUUUUGGACAUAUAGCUAUCAAGAUGAUUGUAGCUCGCUGGACUUUCGGGGCAAUCCUCGCUGCCACUGCAGCCUCCGCAUCGGCGGACGAGCUACAGUUCUUUGCUCGUCUGCUCAAGCGUCAGGACCCUGAGUCUCCUUCCUACUACUGCCACGAUAACUGUGGCCAAGCCAUCAUCCAGGGAAGAAGCAGCAAGGAUGUAUGCCAUGACGAUAUCUUCCUGACCGACUACAAGGCCUGCUUGCAGUGCGCCGGUCCCGACAACGAGGACAUCUGGCAGUACUACGGGAAUACCCUAACAAAGAGCGCAAGUUCAUGCGGUCUAUCAACGUCGCCUCUCUCCGGUGAUCAACCCGAUGUGGGGCCGGCGGUUCCCGCCGGGUCUUCCGGUACGACAAGCGCAUCGGAGUCUCCUUCACCUACAUCCGCGACCGAGACCUCUGAGACCGAGGCGCCGACUCCUACCGAGACUCCUACUGAAACCCCUACUGAGACCCCUACCGAAGCACCAACCACUACAGAAUCCUCGACAGAGACAUCCACUGUUAGUUCCAGCACCCAGGAAACAACCCCAACCGAUUCGACAUCCGCUUCUUCUUCGGAGCGCCACACUGUGACAGUCACCGAAUCAUCAUCAGCGACGAGCGCGUCCGAGGCAAAAGCAACCACGGAUGCUUCGGCGGGUACCAGCAGCGGAAGCGACAGCGGAUACGGAAAUGGAACAGCGCCUACAUCAUCUGGAGUUGCCGUAGCUGGUAAUUCUGCCAAUGUCCUCUCCGGCAGUGCUGUUGGUUUCUACGGCGCGCUGGCGCUUGGUGCUCUGUAUGCCGUCGCGCAGUAGAUGUGACUUUUCAGGGUCAUGGUGCGCUGUAUGCCUGUGUGUGUAAGAUAUAAUAUAGGGAGAUAUUCACAUACUUAAUACAUAUUGCACUACUUAAUCAAGAAUUCAUAUAUUCGCAGUCUCGUCUCUAUUAAUGCUAUUAGAUGCUAGAAGGCCAUAUACUCUAAGGAGACAUAUGUUGAGUGAAGAUACUCGGAUAGGGGUUGGGGCGUUUUGCAUAGUUAUAAACAAGUCUGAUGAAAAAUUUAUGAAUAAAACAGAAGCUAUCAACUACUUAUUUCGCUACUUAUAGAAGACACCACAGAUCCCAU